Messenger RNA from Strongylocentrotus purpuratus (purple sea urchin), 3816 nucleotides. RefSeq names its product serine/threonine-protein phosphatase 6 regulatory ankyrin repeat subunit B-like. Gene Ontology annotation, molecular function: protein binding. The coding region runs from base 10 to 3816 and encodes 1268 amino acids. Lineage: Eukaryota; Metazoa; Echinodermata; Echinoidea; Camarodonta; Strongylocentrotidae. The record is from RefSeq and is a predicted model, not a curated record. The transcript is spliced from 5 exons.
UGGAAUGCAAUGUAUACUACACUGAAUGACGAAUCCCUGAGUAAUGUCAGUGCUUCCAAACUAGAGCUACCAUUCAACCCUGACAAAUAUCAGAUGGAUGCGGAAGGAUACACACCGCUCUACAAGGCAGCUUUAGAAGGUCAUCUCGAAUUUGUUAAUGACCUCAUUUCACGGGGAGCAAACCCAAAUAAACCAAGUAAGGGUGGACUCCGUCCUCUUCAUGGAGCGGCUCAAGAAGGACAUACACACAUCGUUGACUUUCUCAUCCCUCAAGGAGCGGAUGUGAGUAUGGAAUGUGACUUGAGUCGGACGCCUCUUCAUACAGCAGCAUCCAAAGGCUAUACUUCUAUCAUAGAUAGUCUCAUUGCAGAAGGCGCUAAUAUGAACAAGGAAGAUAACACAGGGCGUACACCAUUUAGCGAUGCAGUUCAAAAUGGCCAUCUAGAAGCCGUCAAAUACCUCAUGAUUCACGGAGCGAAGCAGAACAUAUAUGACGAAAUGACCCCACUGUAUGCCGCUGCAGAAUCUGGCCACCUAGAAGUCGUCAAAUUCUUCAUAUCCAAUGGCGCAGAUGUGAACGCGCAAGAUGACGAAGGGAAGAUUCCUCUCCACGGUGCAUCUUGGAACGGUAACACUGAGGUCAUGAAAUAUCUCAUUCAACAAGGAUCAGAUGUAAACAAGAUGGAUGCUGAGGGUUGGACACCAUUCAAUGCUGCUGUUCAAAAUGGCCAUCUAGAAGCCGCCAAAUACCUCAUGACUCACGGAGCGAAGCAGAACAUAUAUGACGAAAUGACCCCACUGUAUGCCGCUGCAGAAUUCGGCCACCUAGAAGUCGUCAAAUUCUUCAUAUCCAAUGGCGCAGAUGUGAACGCACAAGAUGACAAAGGGAAGAUUCCUCUCCACGGUGCAUCUGGAAACGGUAACACCGAGGUCAUGAAAUAUCUCAUUCAACAAGGAUCAGAUGUAAACAAGAUGGAUGCUGAGGGUUGGACACCGUUCAAUGCUGCCGUUCAAUAUGGUCAUCUAGAAGCUGUCAAAUAUCUCCUAACUGAAGGAGCGAAGCAGAACAGAUAUGAUGGUAUGACCCCACUCUAUUCCGCAUCACAAUUUGGUCAUUUAGACAUCGUCAAACUAUUCAUUUUCAAAGGAGUCGAUGUAAACGAGGAAGAUGACAAAGGAAAGAUUCCUCUCCAUGGUGCUGCUAUUCAAGGCCACAUUGAAGUCAUGGAAUAUCUCAUUCAGCAAGGAUCUGAUGUGAACAAGGCAGAUGCCAAGGGUUCGACUCCGUUCAAGGCUACCGUUAAACAUGGUCAUCAAGAAGCUGUCAAAUACCUCCUGACUGAAGAAGCGAAGCAGAGCAGAUUUGAUGGUAUGACCCCACUCUAUGCCGCAGCAAAAUUUGGCUAUUUAGAUAUCGUCAAAUUCCUCGCAGACAAAGGAGCUGAUGUUAUGGAGGAAAAUGGUUCAGGCCAGAUACCUCUGUAUGGUGCAGCUGUCAGGGGUCACAUUAAUGUCAUGGAAUAUCUCAUACAGCAAGGAUCUGAUGUGAACAAGAAAGAUAACACUGGUUGGACUGCAUUCAAUGCUGCUGUUAAAUGUGGUCAGCUAGAAGCUGUCGAAUAUCUCCUGAAUAGAGGAGCGCAGCAGAAUACAUAUGAAGGUAUGACCCCACUCGAUGUCGCAGCAAAAUCUGGACAUUUAGACAUCGUCAAAUUCUUCAGAGACAAAGGAGCUGAUGUUAUGGAGGACAACGAUUCAGGCCAGAUUUCUCUCCAUGCUGCAGCUGCUCGAGGCCACUUGAAAGUCAUGGAAUUUCUGAUUCAGGAAGGAUCUGAUGUGAACAAAAAAAAUAAAACUGGUUGGACUCCAUUCAAUGCUGCUGUUAAAUGUGGUCAGCUAGAAGCUGUCAAAUAUCUCAUGACUCAAGGAGCGAUGCAGAACAGAUAUGCUGGUAUGACCCCACUCUAUGCCGCAGCAAAAUCUGGACAUUUAGAUAUCGUCAAAUUCUUCAAAGACAAUGGGGCUGAUGUGAAGGAGGAAAAUGAUUCAGGCCGGAUUCCUCUUCAUGGUGCAGCUUCUGGAGGCCACAUGAAUGUCAUGGAAUAUCUGAUUCAGCAAGGAUCAGAUGUGAACAAGAAGGAUAACACUGGUUGGACUCCAUCCAAUGCUGCCGUUCAUUAUGACCAUCUAGAAGCCGUCACAUAUCUUAUGACUGAAGGAGCGAAGCCAAACAGAUAUAAUGGUAUUACCCCACUCUACGCUGCAGCGUAUUUUGGUCAUUUAGAUAUUGUCAAAUUCUUCCUAUCCAAUGGAGCUAGUGUGAACGAGGAAGUUGACGAAGGGGUGAUUCCUCUCUAUGGCGCAGCUUCUGGAGGCCACAUAGAAAUCAUGGAAUAUCUCAUUCAGCAAGGUUCUGAUGUCAACAAGAUUGAUUGCAGAGGUUGGACACCAUUACAUGCUGCAGUAAGAAAUGGUCAUUUAGAAGUUGUUACAUUUCUCAUGGCGAAAGGAACAAAGGUAACCAAUUUAUACGGAUUAACUCCGCUUUACAUCGCAACACAGUAUGACCAUAUCGAUGUUGUAAGAUUCCUAGUCUCAAAAGGAUGUGAUGUGAACGAAAGAAAUGAAUGCGGCAAGUCCCCUCUUCAUGCAGCAUGUUAUAAUGGCAGCAUGGAUAUCGUAAAAGUCCUCCUUCAUCACAACGCUAAUGUCAAUGAACAAGAUCAUGAUGGAUGGACACCACUCCAUGCCGCUGCACAAGAAGGACACCAAGACAUAUUCCGCUACCUUAUAUUGAAUGGAGCAGACAUGAACGUAAAGGACAUAGAUGAAUUGACACCGCUUCAGGCAGCAGUGAACGCAGGCCGUUUGAAUGCAAUAAAAGACAUCUCAGCAUGUAGAGGUGACCCGGAUGAAGAAGAAACAAGAGAUCCACGCUCUGGAGGCCAGCAGAACCUAAUCAGAAGAGGCAGUGUGACUGUGACAAUGAAGGAUGCAGAUACGACGUCACACACGGGGCAGUUAGCAUCUCAGGUAGACAAUGUAGAAGGUAGGAAUGACUGCAAUCAAGCUGAUAAUGCAAAGAGAGGAGACGACGAACUCUCCUUGAAGAAUAUUCCCAUUGGGACCCAUGAUGAUAAAGAAAGUGGCAGAGAAGAACACAAUCCUUUCAUCCAUGCUAAGCUGAAAUAUCCUGAAAAAGGGGAACAAGAUCCAAUGCUAGAUCAGAAUGAAGCAAUGAAGAGCCCCGUGACCACAAAUGGCGCAGACGGUUCUUCCCCGCGUGGACCUCAGACAUGGCAAUACAGCGGAUUCAAUCCACCCUUUCUACAAACCAUUGGGAAUGACGGUCUCCCGUCUGAAGAACCGGAAUCCAGAUGUCGCUCACUAAUUGAAGAAAACAGGGAAAUGAGAGAAUCUCCUCCACCGAUGAAUGCUGGAAAUGAUCUACCAAUCAAAGAAACAUCAGUGAAGUUUGAGAGUUUCCCUACACACCCACCAGCUGUCGUUCACCAGGGGUUGCAUGACGGGAACCCUGUCUCCACCCAAGGAACCUCCUCAAACCCAGUUUGGAAUAUUGGGACCAAACGUCACCAAUCGGUUGACCGCUGUCCUUCAAUCCUGGCCCUUGUACGAACUUUCCUGCAGAUGAUCAUCGCUUUAACCAUCAUUCUUGCUGGAAGUCCGGUUCUUGUAGCAGGCAGCGAUAGCAUCGAACGAGUCACGCUACAAGAUGACAUCAUCACAGAAGCAAUGUCGUUCCGAGUCUGGAUCAUCGUAGAGGGCCGAAAUUCUGCUAACAGCGUCCCUAAUUAA